Molecule: messenger RNA, 2549 nt
Organism: Cynoglossus semilaevis (tongue sole)
Lineage: Eukaryota; Metazoa; Chordata; Actinopteri; Pleuronectiformes; Cynoglossidae
Gene: hsf2bp
Product: heat shock transcription factor 2 binding protein
Exons: 9
Coding region: 84-1115 (343 amino acids)
Cellular component (GO): cytosol
Source: RefSeq, a predicted model, not a curated record
CUUUGCUAAGAAAAAAAUAGCAUUUAAUUCAAGAGGCCGACCAGAAAGAAGAGUAGAGGAGAUAACGACGCGCUAGCAGGAACAUGUCAGGUGGCGGGAAUGGGCAAACGUUGAGUCAAGAAACCAAGGAGGAAUACGUCAGAGUGAGGAAGAGUGAUUUGGACAGUCUGACCACAGAAGUCAUGCAGAUGAAGAAGUUCCUGCCCAAAGUGCUGAAUAAAGACCUUAAAGAAACAGUGCGUAAAGUGAAGACAGCUCAAGCAGUUGUAAAGCAUCACGAGAAGGAACGGGAACAGCUGCGUCAGCAGUGUUUGCAUCUUCAGUCACGGCUGGAUGCGUCACAACGUGAAUGUCAGAAAGAGAGAGAGGAGAAGCUGCUGUUGCGUGAGCAGCUGUGGCAGAGCGGUGCAGAGCUGCAGCAGCAGGCCGACUUCUGCUCCGCUCUGGGAUCAGCCACCUGCAGUCUGCUGUGGAGCUGCUCAUCCAGCGAGAAUGCGGUGGCACAGUGGCUGGCUGAUGGAAAGCUGCCGUCAUUCCUAGGUGUAGCUGCUCAGACUCUGGAGAGCUUUGUCGACUCUUUGGACGCAGAAGUAAAAACUCAAACCGAAGACCAGAACUCCCUGGAGCAUCAGUUUGUUUUAGCUCUGGCUGGAACUGUAACAAACAUAGCUGCUGUGCCAUGUGGUCGGAACUUCCUCUCCAGCUCGGCUCACGACCUCCUGGACACUCUGAUGAGGCUUCUGGAGCAGAUGGACUCAGGUGUUUUCCCCAAACUGAAAGUGUUAAUGUUGAUGGCCCUGUAUAAUGUCAGCAUCAGUGUGAACGGGCUGAAGCACAUGAGUGAGAACCCAGGACUCCUGCCUCUCAUCUGGACCAGGAUGAACGACGGAGACUGGGAGGUGUGUCUCCACUCUCUGCGUCUCCUACAGUCUGUGCUGUUGGAGAAGGAGGCGGUGCUCCUGUUCGGCUCCUCCUUGCUGGAGCCAGAACUCCUGGCGUGUGUUACCCAGCUCAGCUCCAGUAACAAGCCUAGUCUGAAACAGGCUGCACAGCAGACCCUGGAGGAUCUGCACGCCCUUCAACAGAAACUGGAGUGUAAACGGAGUAGCCUGUGAUGUGGAUCAGCAUCUUCACUCCUCCUGUCCAGUGUUUCUUCAUUUCUUUCUUCCUAAACUAUUAUUCAACAAUUGAGGAAAGUAUAUAGUACAGUUCGGAGAGCUUCUGUCCGUGUCAUCGCUCAGUCAAACUUAAAACAAAACACUGAACAUCCAAACCCUUCAAAUUGUGUUUGCAAUCGUUUAGUUCCCUGUUCAUCAGAUUGAACCAUGAUUAAACCUUUUGUUAGUAAUUUGUAGAUUUUAUGUUUACUUGUGUUUCUCAAAUGGCCACAUGGUGGCAAUCUUUGAAAGAACACAAAUGGUUGGCUGUUGCAAUCCCUGGACAAACCAGGUUUCCUCACAGAGCCCCAAAACAUGUAUGUGACACCCAAGCACUGAGCUGCAGAAAAUGACAGGCAGAACAAUUAAAUACUCGUCCACUAGGUGGCAGCAAAUGGCAAAAGAUUUAAAAAGGGAGCUGCAGAGUCUUUGAAGAUCUUUGUCUUCUCCAAUUCCUGCCAGUACAUCAGCAUUGUGUUCAACUAAACCAGCUCAUGUUUCACAUUGAGUAAAACGCAGUGCCACCCCACGACCCUGCAAAGGAUAAAGCAGAAGAUUAUAAAUGAAUUAAUAAAUAAUUAAUAUUUUUGGAAUAGAAUUAGAAUAACUAUCAGGUGUGAUGCUAUAACCAGAUCCCUCUGUGCAGGAAAUAUAUUUUUCUUAAUUUUAAAAAAAACAGAAUCAUCGUUUGCACUGAUAAAAAAUAACAUGCUCGGGGCGUGGCGGUUGGGGACAUGGUUGAAGUGAGAGUGUCGUACUGUGGUGUGGAGCUCUACAUUCAGAUUCUUAUUUACUACAGCACUUUGGUUCAUAGUGAGACCUUAAUAAAGGCCAUAUGAAGAGUCUGAUUCCUCAUCAAGGGGAGAGUUAAAUAUCAACUCAUAAAUGCUGCUGCUCUCGUGCUUCUUCAUUUAGACCUGUGAUCUCAGGUGAGUCCUUUCACUCACACACUGAAAGAAUGUGUCUCUCAUACAUAAAUUCAGAGUGCAUUUCUAUUCACCACGUUUUUUUUUUCUUAGGGUUAAAGAAGGUUGGACGCUGUCCUUGUCUCAGAUGAUUGACAGACGUCCAUUGACGGGCACCUGAAGGAACUUCCUGUCUGCACGGCCACAGCUGUAAAAGGCUGUGAACGACCACAGGUAAAUGUCAGGACACUAGACAUACAAUAGGGUUUUGUUGGACCACAGGAGGUUUAGCAGUGACCCACAGGAAAUGGAGCUAUUCUUUCUGUCUGUACAGAGUAAAAGACGUGACGUGCAUCAGCAGGCAAAUUUAUUAAAGAAAGUCUUGUUCAGAUUUAACAUGGGAACUAGUUGGUUAGCAAAGCAGAAAGGACGUGUCGUCAGGCGGUGCUAGACGUAGAAAACAUCAUUGUUUACAUUCGACGGUUGC